Thelazia callipaeda (thelaziosis nematode) is the source of this 803-nucleotide messenger RNA. NCBI's taxonomy places the organism in Eukaryota, Metazoa, Nematoda, Chromadorea, Rhabditida, Thelaziidae. The record is from the annotation of a GenBank genome assembly.
GAUGGAUAUGCGAAAUGCCCAAACUGUGGUGAAGCGCUUGCAGAAGUCGAAAAAGUUGACGAUGACAUUGAAGCUACAGGAUAUAUUGAAGUAGUUAAGACAGAUGACCGAAGUGUAGCUCGAGAGCUUGGCGUUGCUACGUUUCCAGCAUUAGUUUACUUCAGACGUAAAAAUCCUAUCACGUAUGACGGAGAUUUUAAAGAUUCUGAGAUCAUAUUACGGUGGGUAAGAUCACAUGAUGAAGUAGUAACAUGGGAUCUUACGGAUGAUAACUUUGAAGAUCGAACAGAUAGCUAUUCUCCAGAUGAAGGAGCAUUGGAUUGGUUCGUCAUGUUCUACAACUCGGAAGAACCAGACUGUAAUGCAUUUGUAUCAUCUUGGGAAACUGUGGCUCACAAAUUGCGAGGUUUGAUUAAUGUUGGCAAAGUAGAUAUGUCCACAAACGAUGAUGUUACAGACCGUUUCCGCUUGGACGAUGCACAAUGCCCUACUUUUUUUCUUUUCCAUCGUGGAAAAAUGUACCGAUACAAAGAUGCCGCCAAAACAGUCAAAAGCUUAACGGCAUUUGCUAUGUAUAAAUUUAAGGAUUUACGUGGGCAUCAUGUCCCAGAACCACCAACAGCUCUUGAAAAUUUUUACGAACACGUAAAAGAACGCGUUGCAGAUAUUUUGGAUGAUAGUCAAGCGCUAACUGUAAUCGGAAUCGGUGGAUUAAUUAUAAUUGUUACUACUACAAUUUAUGCAAAUGCCAGGAGGAAGCAGCAACUAGCAGAGAGCGAUAGUAAAUCUAAGAUUAAUUGAUA